Molecule: messenger RNA, 1167 nt
Organism: Camelina sativa (false flax)
Lineage: Eukaryota; Viridiplantae; Streptophyta; Magnoliopsida; Brassicales; Brassicaceae
Product: zinc finger CCCH domain-containing protein 28-like
Molecular function (GO): mRNA binding; metal ion binding
Source: RefSeq, a predicted model, not a curated record
UUUACUUUCUACUUCCCUCUUCUUCAAUCUCCACACUCUUUUGUACUUCGUCUCUUGCUCUCUCCCAUUUCUUUUCGAGUUUUUGUUCGAUCCGUUUCUGGGAUUUCACAUAAUUUCCUCGGCUUGUGUCCUCUUCAUUUUUUCUUGUCAAGAAAUCGAAAGAUUCUACAUUUUUGUGCUCCUGGGUUAAGUAAAUUAGGGUUUUAGGGUUCCGACGUGAUGAGUCACCGUCGAGCUUCCGGCAGCGAUGUAGUUCACGUGAGAACCACCAACGACCUUCCGCCGGAGAAUAGGUUUCCGAAUUCCGGUAGCGACAGUUCCAUCUGGGCCACUGAGGAUGAUUACAACCGUGUCUGGGCAAUGCCAAUGCACCCCGACGACGCUGAGUCUCCGAGCAAGAAGACACGAUCUUCCUCCUCCGAGAUUGGGAAAUCGUUCUUCAAGACGAAGCUCUGCUUCAAAUUCCGCACCGGAACUUGCCCUUACGCCGCGAGCUCUUGCCACUUUGCUCACAGCUCGGAAGAGCUCCGUCGUCCACCGCCGCCGCCUAAUCGGCAGAAGACUGCUGCGACAGAAGCUUUAAGGAACCGAGAGAGCUUUGCGAUUAGUUUAGGUCCUCGUGGUUAUGGUGGUGCUGCUAGUGAUGGUGGUGGCAAUGUUGCUCAGACUUUGAAGCCUCCAAAUUGGAAGACAAGGAUUUGCAAUAAGUGGGAGAUUACUGGGUAUUGUCCUUUCGGUACUAACUGUCAUUUUGCUCAUGGGGCUUCAGAGUUGCACAAUUUUGGUGGAGGCCUUGUUGAAGGGGAAGGUAAGAUCGGAACAUCCACCACUCCGGCCACAAAGCAGACGGGACAAGCAAACACAGUGACUCACCUUGUUUCUCCUGGAGUCCUGUCCCAACGGACAUCUAGUUCUGUUAUGCAGAAACCAAACGGGGUCAGAACUCAACGGAAAUGGAAAGGACCGGAUAAGAUCAGUCGGGUUUAUGGUGAUUGGAUCGAUGAUAUUGAAUAAUUCACAGAUUUGUUGACCCAGGGAUUAUUAGCCUUUUUAGAGUUGUAACUAUGUUGACAUAUUAGUAUCCUCUCUUUUGUUGUUGUAGAUUGUGACUUAACAAAGACAACAACUCGCUCUUCUCUUUCUUGUGGAAUCAUCUUAUUCUCUUUC